AUGGUCACGUCCAGCCAAGCGUUGGCCUCGAUAGGCUAUCUUCUUCUCUUUGCAGGUGCAGCAUCCGCUGAUUUCCGCGAUGUCUGUGAUGCAGACUGCGAAUCUGCCAUCCGGAAAUCACUGGUCUACGAUACCAGCAACUGGGUGAACGUCGAUGUCACACUCGACUCUUUUUACUCCAACCCUUCCAACCUCUCGGACUACGCCGUCGGUGACCUCGUCAAAUGGCAAGACAUUACCGCGACACAGGCCUCCAAGAUUUGGACCAUCCCCGCAGGAAUGUCCCUUUCUCGCUUUUUCUACAUGAGCGAGGACGUCGAUGGCAAGCCUAUUCCAGCAACAGCGUUUGCCCUCCUCCCGUGGGCGAAUCCGCUCGGAAAUGACAAGCCUUUCCGGACCUUGGCUUGGGCACACGGCACCGCAGGAGUUCAGCGCCAAUGCGCCCCUACAAAUCAUAAGGCCCUCUAUUACGAGUGGGAAGGCGUCUUCCCACUGGCCCAGGCGGGAUAUGCCGUCAUCGCCCCGGACUACGCAGGACUCGGUAGUGAUAUCCCGCAAGGCUUCAUGUAUGAGGCCGGGGCCCUUCACGCUGGCGAUGUUUCUCAUGCCCUCAAGGCCGCACGUGCUGCCCUUGGCGAACGUCUCUCCAAAGAGUGGGCUGUCAUCGGACACAGCGAGGGCGGUUUGACGGCAUGGCGCACCAAUGAGCGUGAAGCCCAAGAUGGCAAGGCAAGCGGCGGCUUCCUCGGCGCAGUCUCGGUUGCUCCAGCUCUACGACCUCUUAGUCUCAUCCCCGAGUCAUUCGAGCGCGCCAAAGGCGGACCCGUCGGCGACGUUGUGUCCGUCUACUGCCUUCAGUCCGUCUCCAAGCUGUACAGCUCCAUCAAGGUCGAAGACUACGUCAGUGACAUCGUCGCAAGCCUAAUUCCCAUUUCAGACAAAGGCUGUCUCCCGACUGGCGGUACUGUCUUUGGUCAGCUGACCGUGGAGCAAUUGUACAAGAACACGAGCUGGCUCACACACCCCGAUGUGGUGGACUGGCAGAACCGCUACAACGGAGUUGGACCGCAUGCACUAGCUGCUCCAAUGCUUGUUGUCCAAGGUGUCAACGACACAUUGACUUACUCUCACACCAUGGAAGAGGACUUGGAUGCCACCUGCAAGAGCUUCCCAGACUCUGCUACGGAGUUGCUGCUUUACCCUGAACUUGACCACGACCCUGCGUUCCAGGCUGCCCAGGUGGACUACCUGCCUUGGCUUGCUGAUCGCUUCAACAAGGUUCCGGUGAAGCAGGGGUGCAGCAAGAGGACAAUUGGCCCUGCUACAACACACCCGGCCUUGACGCAGCAAAGUUGGUCUGGCACUGUUCAGGCCGGCUAG
Molecule: messenger RNA, 1380 nt
Organism: Colletotrichum gloeosporioides
Lineage: Eukaryota; Fungi; Ascomycota; Sordariomycetes; Glomerellales; Glomerellaceae
Exons: 1
Coding region: 1-1380 (459 amino acids)
Biological process (GO): lipid catabolic process
Molecular function (GO): triacylglycerol lipase activity
Source: RefSeq, a predicted model, not a curated record